Molecule: messenger RNA, 2172 nt
Organism: Rhodofomes roseus
Lineage: Eukaryota; Fungi; Basidiomycota; Agaricomycetes; Polyporales; Fomitopsidaceae
Exons: 4
Coding region: 272-1693 (473 amino acids)
Source: RefSeq, a predicted model, not a curated record
UGAACAGGACGGUCGCCGGUCGGACGCAGAGGGCUGCCUCCGUGGGGAACAGAGCUCGCCGCUACGCCCAUGUCACUACUGUCUGCUCACUUUUAACAGCAGUCACUACUGAUAAUCGCACUCCUGCCACCCCAGAAGUCUGUGCUGAGUCGGUGCUCUGCAUCAACGGACCUCCCCGCAUCCGCCACUCCUUUCGGAUCACACUCGUUCACAAAAGCAAGCAGCGCCCCGUCGUGCGCACCUGCGAGGCCCACCCUCCUAACGAUCGUUCAUGUUCACGCCCCCGCCGUCGCCCGACCCGCCCCGCACGCAUCGCGGUCGCAAUGAACACAGACCCUCAUGCUCAUUCGAUGCCCCAGGGGAACCGUUUCUGACUGUCACGCGAUCGAGCUCACCUGCGACCUCGUCUUCGCGUUCGAGCAGUCCCUCUCCGACCCCGGUCUCAUCAUGUACGACCACUCCAGACGCCCAUCUAGCCACCUUCGAGAAGUCGCACGCCAGUGUCGACCAGGCGCACCUGCGCAUGCUGAUGAAGAAACGCCGCAACGCACGACGACUGAAGUUCUCUGUCCUGGUAGUGCCCGCGGCUCUCAUUAUCAUCACCCUGUCUACGCGGUACAUGUCGCACCCCGCCGUACUCGACGUGUUCUCUGGGGAUAGUGCAGCGCCGGGAUGGCGAGCGCUCGCAGCCUCGGUGCUCGACUGGGAGGGCAAUAUUCACGAGCGACACGACAAGCGGGAACUGGAAUAUCAACUAGACCUCGAGGGCCGGUCACCACAAACAGCCAGCGGGAUCUCCUUCCCCUCCGAGACGGCCACAAGCGCGUCGACUGCGUCCGCCACGGCUACUGCGACGUCCAUCAUGACUGCGUCCGAGACGGACACGAGCACGGCGCCGACAGCGACCGUGACCGACAACUCGGCUGCCCCGACAAUACCUGCGGAGGCACCGGUGCUCCCGACCCCGUUCCCGCAGCCAUUCGACUCGACGGGGAUCACGACGAACUUCUCGACGGAUGGCUGCCGCGAAUUCUUUGUCAACAUGACUCAGACAGCGCCGUUCCGCGAGUGCAGGCCGUUUUCGCUGCUGGUGCAACAUUCGAGCGCGUUCAUCGAGGCCCAGUUUAACCUCACGGAGCUGAAUAGCAUAAUCUGGGGAACGUGUAAUACGGACCUCAGCGCGGACCAGUGCGAGGAGAACAUGGCGUAUUUCGCGGACGCGCUCCAGGACGCGUGCUCGACAGACCUCAAGGCAAACAACCAAGUUGCUGUAAGCAGCCUACUAGGCCUGCAAACCUACUCAUUCAUGCGCGAGACCGCGUGCCUCUCCUCAUCAACCAACACCUACUGCUACGUCUCCGCGUUCUCCUCCACAGCGCACCCCGCAGACGCGUAUUACUACACGCUCCCGCUUGGCACCGCCCUCCCGAACGCGAGCGACCCCAGCUGCUCCUCGUGCACGCAGCACAUCAUGGAAGGAUACGUGGACCAGGGCCUCAACACGAGCGGCCUGCAGCAGACGUACGCGGCUGCGGCGGUGUUGACGAACAAGGUGUGCGGGACGGGUUUCGUGCAGGAGAUGGAGACCAAGAGCAGUGCAGCGGAGCGGGCGUGGGGAGUGGAUGUGGGGUGGUGGGUCGCGACGAGUGUGUGCGUAGUGAGUACGCUGAUCGCGAUGGCCGGAGCGUGGUAGUAGCGGGGGAGGUCGGCAAGUCAAGUGGGCAAACACGGACACUUGCAUGGUUUCUGGAGGGCAUUUCCCUUUCGGUUGUUGCGUCAUCGGUAUUUUUGUUGGUCGAAAUUUGGGCUGCGAGGACUUUGCAUGUUGUGUUUUGUUACUGCUAAGUACAGUACGUCGAGUCUGCUACUCGAGGUCGUACUUACACAUGGUUUGGGCUAUUCGUCGCGCGCGAUCAUUCUUUUCAAAGCUGCUUCUACGCCCAUACCUGGCCGCUUGCUACCUUAUUAUUCGUAUAUUAUCUGUCGUGUAGUCUUUCACGUUCUAGACUCUUCUACUACAUACGGGUGCCCGAGCACAAUGCACAUGCCUCUCAUGCCACUAGUGCCACUCAUGGGUGUUAGUUGUGUUGUGCACGUGACAUGACAGCGACGGCCUCACACGUUGCUGUAAGAAUAGCGAAGUCUGCUGAAUUCAUCUCGUUCUCGUUCUCG